Messenger RNA from Aegilops tauschii subsp. strangulata, 1038 nucleotides. The record is from RefSeq and is a predicted model, not a curated record. Lineage: Eukaryota; Viridiplantae; Streptophyta; Magnoliopsida; Poales; Poaceae.
AUGUUCCAGACAGGGCUCCUCUCCGACUCCGACGAGCCCGUCAUGCUGGCGGACGACGUCAUCGACGUGCUCGCCGCCUCCUUUGCCGCGCUGCGCAUCUCCGGUGCGCCCGCGGCCUAUGAGUACCCAGGGAGGUGCAUCACAUCUCCGACUCCCCCAUUUCCCUCGGUGACGAGGCUCUCGCCGGGGCAAUGGACCUCUGCGUCCGAGUGGAGGUGUUCGCCACCGACACAGCCUCCUCCUCGUCUAGCGCUGCGAGGAAGGCCGCCGAAGCCAAGGCCGCAACGGAUCGCGCCCAACCCGCUGCGCGCCAUGAUGCAGAGCCUCCGUGUUCCCAUCGCCACCGACGUUGACGCCACCAAUGCCGCCGAGACCCAGGCUCGGCUCGAGGAAGAUCUCCAGCGCCUGCUGGACCUAUCCGAAACGCUCGCUGCCAUGCAGCAUCGUCCGGACUCCGCUCAGCGGGAGCGUGACGCCACCUACGGCUUCACGUCUACCGCCGCCGAGCCAAGCCGGGUUGCAGAUGUGCAGGCCCGGGGCGGCGCCAUCGGCCGCGCCCUCGGUGCAAUCCCGCCCGUCUACGAAACCCCCGUGAAGAAUAUGCAUGCUGCACAAGAGGACGCAGUCAGCUUGGACCAGCUGCAGGGCGAGGAGCUGAAAGACCGCCUGCAGCGGGUGAACGAGUUUCUCGAUGCCGCCAACAUGCAGCAGAACUGCCUCAACAAGCCCGCGGGAUCCGUCUCCCGCCACACCGACGACCCGGAGCAGAACACGGCGUCUUCGCCACCCAUCGAAGCUCAUUCCGGCCAUACCCGGACCCGGCGCAAACCCGCCCCGGCUACCGCCGGCUGCUUGGCUGACGAGACGGACCCAGAAGAUCGGCACCGGCUUGAUCCUCCCCCGCAACCCGGCCAUCGCGCUCGUCCGGCUUCAGCCGACCCGGCCCCCCGCAGCGCGGUAACUAGCCUGCUAGGCCCAUGCGCCAUCGACACGACACCGACGCUCGCCACCGCCUCGACCAGCUUGCCCUCUCCUUAG